Molecule: messenger RNA, 1321 nt
Organism: Dothidotthia symphoricarpi CBS 119687
Lineage: Eukaryota; Fungi; Ascomycota; Dothideomycetes; Pleosporales; Dothidotthiaceae
Exons: 2
Coding region: 122-1012 (296 amino acids)
Source: RefSeq, a predicted model, not a curated record
ACUCGGUUCAGCACUGGCUGCUGACAGUGCUCAAAUAGCCAAUUCAAACAACUCAACAUAAUUUACAAACUUCGUUCCACAUCACAGCCUGCCACUGCCACCACUCUUUCAUGCAUUCAUAAUGAACCGAACCGACAGCGGACACAUGGAGUCCUACCAAAAACAAUCCUCAAAUGAAGAACGACCAUCUAUAAACAGGAGCAACACCGCGCCCACUCGUAGUCGCAAAACCAAGAAGACUCCAGCAGACUCCAUCUCAACUUCGCGAACUCAGGCUGCAGACCAGAAACGUCCAGAAUCAGAGAAACGACCAGGACCGUCGCGCCGGACAUCGAAUACUCCAUCAUCCGAAAACUCGCUCUCGAGAUCGAAAGGCCAGGGCCAUGGCUCGAAACCCUCUUCUCGCCGUACUUCGUGUACCAUCGUAGAUCCAUCGAGGCCUGCACGCCAUUACAGGAUCGCGAGCUCGCAAGCAGUAGCUACCGCGACCAGCCAGGACAUCGACGACCCGCUCGCGCUUCACUUCCGCAGCUGUAGCCUGUUUUCCAAUCCGUCGUAUCGCACAUAUUCUGGACUACCAAGCCCAGAGAUCUCUCAAACCGACAACCCUACUUUCCCAUCUGCCGUGCCGCGUUUCAGCUCCGACAGCAUGACCGUGAUCAAGGAGAACAUUGCGCCGAAACAGACCGAAGAAAUCAUUCCAGUCAUCGCAAGCCCAGACACCACAAUGAACUGGUUAUCACCUUGUACAAGACAGCGCGAGUACAAAAGAAUCGACAAGGCAAACACCGGCUUCCGAGGCUUAAUACGAAGAGUGGUCCCGAGAUGCGUUUCCAGUCCACCAGAGAGGUUCUACGAGAAAGAUCAAUCAGACAUCGGAUCCGUUCGACGAUACAGGAUGGACGACCCAGACGACGACGUGAAUGAAAAAGACACCGUCCUACUGGGAUCUGACAAUAUGGAGAGGCCCGCCACAGCACGCAGUUCAGCGAAGAAGUGGACGUGUUUUUGAAAUCUAGCACUUUGGAGACGAAGUUACGGCAGCUUUUGGAUUUUGCAUACUUGCGCGACAUCGCGAAGGCGUUUUACCACUAUACCCAUUAUUUGCGCGUGUUGUUCGGGUUUACACACGCCUUUUAGAACUUGGAGUUGUUUUGCUUUGGUUGUUAGUAUAUGUUUACAGCCUGAUUAAUUAAUCAGAAAGAGAGGACGGCGUAUUUGAGAGCUUGGAAUGCUCGGAGAAGACCAUUUAGGAGUCGCAUCUAAAGUAAUUGAUUAUUAUCGCAUUUUCGUUAUGCGAUUGUUGCAUCCAAGAAUUGUU